This is a messenger RNA of Aspergillus lentulus, 582 nucleotides long. RefSeq lists its product as uncharacterized. NCBI's taxonomy places the organism in Eukaryota, Fungi, Ascomycota, Eurotiomycetes, Eurotiales, Aspergillaceae. The record is from RefSeq and is a predicted model, not a curated record.
AUGUUUGUUAAAGCUUCCAUCCCUGUCCUCGCUCUCUUCGGCCUUGUGGCCAAAGCCAGCCAGUCAGUCAUCCCAGGUUACAACGUCGUCGACAUCGAAUGGCAGGUGCAAGUCACUGCUGGCGGCCCUACUGUCAAUGUGACAGGCACUGUUGAGGAGGUCUACGCUCAUCUCAAGACUCUCAACCCUGGCUUUGAGGAAGAGUUCCCUCCUGUCGCCCACAACGACGUCAUUGAGGCUCGUGGAGCUGACUACACCAUGCAAAGCUACUAUUGCCACGGUCCGUGGCCCACCUGUAGCUGGUAUCGUAUUCAGCAGGGCGUCAGCUACCUCGACGGCGUGCCUGGACGACCAUCCCAAGGUCCGGGCCCCGGCAGCUGUGGUCGUGUAAGCUGCUCUUACAACUCUGCCAUCUACUGGUGCAACGACAACAACUACCAGUACACCCUCAAUUCAUUCUAUGACAUUGCAAGCGGUGCGAACUUCAUCGGCCAGACCUGUCUCACUGGAACCGAUUCAACCUCCGGUCAAAUCUUUUAUACCGACAAUUGGAACGUGAUUGUCCGUGCCGACAGCUGCUAA